This is a messenger RNA of Thermothielavioides terrestris NRRL 8126, 951 nucleotides long. RefSeq lists its product as uncharacterized. Lineage: Eukaryota; Fungi; Ascomycota; Sordariomycetes; Sordariales; Chaetomiaceae. The record is from RefSeq and is a predicted model, not a curated record. The annotation marks the transcript as partial. The transcript has 2 exons.
GGCGCGGCUCGGGCAGCCCCGUGGAGCGCUGACGUGUGCGCCACACCCGUCGCCGUCGGAUCGUCGUCCGGCGGCAACCCCUUCACCAUUCUCGGGGAAGCGGGCUCCACCGUGUCCAAGGUGCGGUUCUACCGCAACAAUGGGCAAGUCGGCUACCUCCGCGGCCUGGUCGUGUUCUUCAGCGACGGCUUGCAGAUGCGUGCUGGAGUCCGCAAGGACCAGUUCUCGGACCUCAUCUUCGGCGAUGGUGAGCUCGUCACGAGCAUGACGCUGUGGAAGAUCGGCUGGCCGGGCAAUUCGACCGUCCGCGUCGCCCGUAUUGAUGUGUCCACCGACUCCCAGACAUGGGGCUACGGCGUCGACAACACGGGCCAGCUCUCCGCCACGGCCGUGGACGUCGCCUCGGGCGUUCUCGUCGGCUUCCAGGGACGCGCGGGCGACGAUCUCGACCAGCUCGCCGCGAUCUUUCUGAAAAAGACGUCGUCGUCGACGGUCGAUAACAUCGUCUUCGAAAGGUUCGGUCCCCAAGACGGUCUCACCCUCGUCACCCUCCGGGAGGGCACGGCGACCUGGAACGGCACCGAUUACUCGUGGACGUUCUCGGGCAGCGAGACGCGGGAAGCGUCGACCACCUUCACCACGGGCUCCUCCAACUCGAUAAACAUGGGCACGACAUUCAGGGCCGCGGUUCCCUUCCUCGAGUCGGGCAUCUCGGCGGGCUGGACCGGCGGCGCGACAGAGUCGCACGAGUCGCACUCCAACAAUGAGGCAAAUCUCGGCUGGAGCGUGACCAUCUCCUUGUCGAGCACGAACCCAGGCGUCAGCUGUGUCGCCAGGGUCUGGGAAGGCAGACUCAACGUCGGUUGGACCGGCAUCCAGACCAUCGUUGUCGACGGCCGAGUGUGGUCUUACCCUGUGUCGGGGAUCAUGACCCGGGUGGCAUAUGGCAAG